GCGUGUCGGCGCUCUCACUCCACUUAAACGGCCAAUCCAUCAAGAGUUCAUUUCCAGCAGCUCCCGAGCCCAGCGGGUAGAGAGGAUCGCUCGAUGGGGAUAUUAAAACACCCGCAACAAGCGAUCCAAUCCUACACAACCGAACACGUCGCCGUGUGUUUCGGACAGCACGCGGCCGUCACACGGCGCGACUGCCGGAAAACCCGCUUCUCUGCCAUCCACAGCUACUUUGACUACACGACCAUAAUCGGCAAUUGGCUGACAGACCAAAACAUUGGCAUUCAAUUUAUUGCCUGGAUUUUGCGAGGAGCUGCUCAGGUGAUGUUUGUCAAUAAUCCGUUAAGUGGAAUUAUUAUUUUUGCUGGGCUGAUUUAUCAGAAUCCAUGGUUGGCACUGAAUGGCUUGGUGGGGACAGUGACUACAACGUUAACAGCACUUAUUCUAAGUCAAAAUAGGGCUGCAAUUUCAGAAGGGCUCCAUGGGUAUAAUGGCACCCUACUUGGUCUUUUGAUUGUCGUGUUUUCUGCUAAAGGAGACUGGUAUUGGUGGCUGUUGUUACCUGUGUUUAUUGUGUCGAUUGCAAGUACUAUCCUUUCAAGUGCAUAUGCCUCCAUGAUGGAAGGAAUGGAUCUGCCAAUUUUCACAUUGCCUUUCAAUACUCUACUGACUUUGUAUCUGGCAGCAACAGGACACUCCAAUCCACGUUUUCCUCAGGUUCUCAUUCAGCCCUUGACUGUAGCACAAAACAUCUCAUGGUCAGAUCUCAAUGUUACACUGCUUCUCAGAGCUAUUCCAGUGGGUGUUGGACAGGUGUACGGGUGUGACAAUCCCUGGACUGGUGGCAUUAUAAUUUCUGCUUUAGCUAUCUCAUCUCCAUUCCUCUGCCUACACGCUGUAAUCGGAUCCUGUGUGGGUAUACUGGCAGGAUUAUCACUGGCUUCACCAUUCAAUAACAUCUAUGAUGGAUUAUGGAGCUAUAAUGCUGUUCUGGCCUGUAGUGCAAUUGGAGGACUGUUUUAUGCCCUCACAUGGCAGACACAUAUCCUGGCAAUAGUGUGUGCAAUCAUAUCUGCUUACAUUGGGAAAGCAAUGGUGAACUUGCUGUCUGUGGCUGGAUUACCUGCAGGGACUUGGCCGUUUUGCUUAACCACGUAUGCAUUUCUGCUGAUGAAAACAAACAACAAAGCCAUUUAUAAAAUGCCAUUAAGUAAAGUGACAUACCCAGAGGCGAACAGAAAAGUGUACAAUGAAGCAAAAUGAACUAUAUAAAUGAAAAGAACCAAUUAAAAAUCUUAAUGAAAAGUUACUGUUUUAAACUUACACAGAAAGAAAUGUGUGUGCAAACAUAAAUAUGGUAAUUAGUUAACAUGUCAACUACUAGGUAUGAUGUGCUAACACCAUGUUUUAAUGCAAUAUUGUGACACAUAUAAGGUCUUGUUAAUUUACAGUUUAACUUAUAGUUUUCUAGAUGGUAACAACUUAAACACUACUCUAUUCUAAUAUAAUGCUAUUGAUAAAAAUAGAAUUAGAUCAGUUAAUUAAUUUUCAGUUAUAGGCCAUCAGUUGUUCAGAUUGAAAACGUGAAAGGCACUAUGUAUGGUCAAUGCAAAGUUGCUCUUAUUGUGGUAAAAACAAUAUUCUGUGCCUUAACUAAUUGACUGAUGAAAGUGUACCAAAAUCUGUUUGAUUUCAUUGUGUAUUUAAAACAAUCUUCUGACAACAUAGGUAUUAAUAAUGCAGGAUGC
Molecule: messenger RNA, 1745 nt
Organism: Callorhinchus milii (elephant shark)
Lineage: Eukaryota; Metazoa; Chordata; Chondrichthyes; Chimaeriformes; Callorhinchidae
Product: urea transporter 2-like
Biological process (GO): urea transmembrane transport
Cellular component (GO): membrane
Molecular function (GO): urea transmembrane transporter activity
Source: RefSeq, marked provisional